AUGAAAACUCCAUGUGAAGCUAAUGUUACUUCAAAACAAUGUGCUGAUGUCUUAUCUGAGCAACGAAAGCAAUAUAAAGGUAAAGAGUUUUAUGGAGUUAUCAAACAUUUUCAAGAUAAAGCACUAGUUGAUCUUAACCAAUAUUUUGUUGUGGAUUUAUUUGAGGAUGGGUCGCCUAGAAAUACUUUUUGGGCUGAUGGAAGGUCAAGGGAUGCCUAUCUUAAAUUUGGAGAUGUUGUUGUCUUUGAUGUUACAUACAUGACAAACAAAUUUAAGAUGCCAUUUUCUCCUUUUGUUGGGGUGAACCAUCAUGGUCAAUCAAUAUUAUUUGGUGGUGCAUUGCUAGAAAAUGAAAAUGAAGAAACUUUCCAAUGGUUAUUUGAGCAUUUCUUAAAGUGCAUGUUCAAUAAGUACCCAUCUGCAAUUAUAACGGAUCAAUACAGGGCUAUGGGCAUGACAACAUGCGGACAAAGCGAGAGUAUUCAUUCCUUUUUUUUUGAUGAAUUUGUUAAUUCCAAGACUAUGUUGAAUGAGUUUGUGGUUCAGUAUGAUAAAGCAGUUGCAUCUCGAAGAGCCGUUGAAGAAGAUGAGGACUUUAAGACUAUGAACUCAAAGGCAGUUCUUUCGUCAGUUCAUCCAAUAGAAGCAAAAUCUGGAGAUUGUUAUACUAGAAAGAUUUUUGAGGAUUUAAAAAAAUGGAAUCUAACUCAUGAGACACUAAGCAAAUGUACAGAAGAAAUCAAAUAUCGGGUUGGGAAAGUGAAUGUUGAUAGAGCACAUUGGAGACUUGUCAUCUUUCAUCUCAAAAAUCAAGUGAAUGUCACAUGUUCAUUUGCUAAAUUUGAAACAUAUGGCAUAUUAUGCAAGCAUUGUCUAUAUGUGAUGAAGAAGAGACAUGUUCAAACCCUUCCUAAUCAUUAUAUUUUACCUAGGUGGACACUUGAUUCUAGGUUCAAGGUGAGCACUUGUAGCAUUGGAUUGGACGAAAUGAAUAAUGAAAAGCAAGUCAGUGCCUUAACCUUAUGGUAUGUGCGUGCAAACAGUAACAAAGCAAUCGAACAUGCAAAAACUUCCCCUUCAAAGAUAAGAAAACUCAACAGUUUAUUAGUAAAGUUUUUAGAAGAUGGAGUUAUUCAGAAUAAGCCAAAUGCACCUGAAAGUCCAUCUCAAAGUUCUUGUGCAGGAUUUACUCAAGUAGACAUGAUGCCUCAGUUGUCUAUUCGGGAUCCUACUAUCCUGAUUAAUACGAAAGGACGUCCUAAAAAUGAAACCAGAAUCAAGUCUUCUUUAGAGAUGGCGAAGAAAAAGAGAACUUGUUCUCACUGA
This is a messenger RNA of Lactuca saligna, 1326 nucleotides long. Lineage: Eukaryota; Viridiplantae; Streptophyta; Magnoliopsida; Asterales; Asteraceae. The record is from the annotation of a GenBank genome assembly.